UGAGAGUGCGACGAUAAGCUAGUCGCCAAAUCGUGACAAAUGGCAAAUUAUUUGGCGCUGUAACAUCUCUUACCGUCUUACCGAUCGCCAGGCGUUUGCAGUUGCAUUGCCGCCGGAAUGCCAAUCAGUCGCUCCAUAGCUCAGGUUACGCUUGGUUUGCGCCACAUUCCCAAUUAGUGUGUUUCGUGUAUAUGUAUAUAUGCAUGUGCUGGAAGCUGUGCCUCCAAAUCGCUCCGCCAUGAGCAGCAAGUCGUGGACGCUGCCACGCCUCUCGCAGUCCAGCGCCUCCUCCGCCCACGGACUGCUGGGAUCCGUCCGUCUGACCUACGCCAUAUGCGCCUUCCUGGCCACUUGCCUGCACGCCGCCAUGAGGAACAUGCUCGGCAUGAUCAUCCUGAAGAUGGUCAUGCCUCGGCCGGAGGAUGCACUGGUUGUGCCACCGGAGUUUGGUCGCCUAACGGAGGGAAAUAUCACCUCCACGGGGCGGUGUGGCUCUCCUCGGAUCAUUUUCAAUCCCCAAAUCCAAGAGACUCAGCAGUCUGGCGACCUGCCAUGGACCCGAAAUCAGGAGCUGACGUUCCCUGGUGUUUACUACUAUGGCUACGUGGUUUCCAUCUCGUUAUCCGGCUACCUGGCAGAUCGGUGCAGCAGCAAGGUGCUGUUCCUCGUGUCCCUAAUCUUCGAGGCGGUGGCCUACAUCCUGCUCCCAGCGAUGGCGCAUUUUAGCUUCGAGGCCGCAGUUGUUGAUCUGGUCAUUUGCGGCUUGCUGGCCGGCUGUGGCAAUCCUGCAAUGUACAAACUGUUUGUGACCUGGGCUCAUCCCACUGAGAGAACAGCGCUCCUAUCCUUCGCCUACAGUGGACUUCUGAUGGGCUCCAUGUUGGUUUACCCGGUGGCCAGUUACCUGAGCAACUUCGGCUGGGAGCUGUCCUUCUAUGUAGUAGGUGGGGUUGGCCUUUCCUUAGGCAUUGCCUGCUGCUUUCUCGUUUAUGACACUGUGGAGCAGCAUCCAAGGAUAUCGGAUGAGGAGGUUGAAUACCUUAGGCAGGGAAAGAGCCAAUUGGGCCUUCAGCAGCAGCCAGUGCUGCGGAUUCCCUGGAAGAGCCUGCUAACCGCUCCGCCCGCCUACGCCUUCAUCCUGACCCACAUGUUCCACACAUACUCCUUUCUGGUGAUUGUACAACUGAUGCCGCGAUUUAUGCGCGAGGCCAUGGAAUUUGAGCUGCGCGAGGUGGGUUUCCUCUCGGCUGCUCCGUAUCUGGGCGGGAUCUGCUCGAAGGUGAUGUGCAUCCUGGGUGGCAGCUACGUGGAACGUCGCGUGGGUUCUGACCAGAACUGUGUGCGGAGAAUGCUGUACGGGAUCUGCAGCAUCCUGACCACUUCUUUGAUUGGGGUCAUCAUCCUGGCUGAUUGCAAUAACAAAAUACUGGUACUUGUGAUGUUCGCCUUCAUGAUGGCCACUACGGAUAUGGGUUUCAGUGGCUACUGGCCCACGCUGCUCUACUUUGCGCCCUCCUUCGCGGGAUUGCUUUCGGGUCUGGCCAACGGACUGGCUCACCUUUCCGGAUUCCUAGCUCCCCACCUUGUCGCCGCUCUGGUUCACACUGGCAGCAAGGAUGAGUGGAAUGUGGUGCUGGUGACGCUGAUUGCCUGUAAUACGCUGGCCAUGUUGGUAUUUGCGUUUUGCAGCAGUACGAACCUACAACCUUGGGAUCCUCGUAGCAGAAAAGAGAAAGAGACCGGGUCACCACGUGCUCAGGAUUCGAAUAGUUAGCAUUAUGUGUAUAUAUGUAUGUUUUAUUUGUUUUUACACUUUUGUACUUUUGGAUCAACUUAUCUGUUUACUAGGAAUGUAGAAUUUUUUGUGUUAAAAUAAAUAUACAAUGUCAAAAUCAAACAACAAAUAAAUUAUCCUUAAAAUAUUUCCAACCACAUCUUUAAAAAUAAAAUUUCAAAUCACCGCGCCAUAAUAUCGUACACAUUGUGAGCUCUCAUUCUUAUCGAUAGUUUUACCGUUGUAUAAACCAAGCUGUCAUAUGAUUUUAAACAUUCGAAUUUCUACAAUUCUAGCACAAAAUUACAUUAAUAUCCAUAGUUGCAAAAAUAUGUGCUAAAGCAAACAGCUAAUGGUAGUCAAAGCACUAAAUGGACUUAUUCCUUGCAAGUCUAUCGAUAGCUGUCUGAUUUGCCGCAUAGAUUUGGUUUGAGUCAAGGCUAAAAUCUAUCAAGUUCAAAAACAGCUAUUUUAUCUGCUUCAAAGGUGGAUUAUCGUAUAUAUUAGGAAAAAGUGAGUAGUCAUAUUUCUAGAAAACGAAUGCUAUACCUAUUAGAGCAAUGCUAUACCUACGUUGAAAAAUAUCGAUAGUCACAGGGGAACACCGAUGCAUCGAUAGUGCCAUCGAUGUUUCUCCACCUUGCUUUAUUAAUCAUUUCAAUUUUUUUCAAUUCGUUUGCUUGACGUUCACGGACGUGAUUCCGCACACAGCACAUACUCGAAUACGUUUCGCAAUAUAUGUAUCAAAAUUCUCCGUGUGGACUCCAUCUGGAUUGGAUGCAACACUAAAUUGCCAGUGUUUUCCCCUAGAUUUCCUAACGACGCAAAAUUCUCAGUGCAACAUAAAACCGAAAGCCUUUCUAACAACACAAU
Messenger RNA from Drosophila yakuba, 2647 nucleotides. RefSeq names its product sialin. Gene Ontology annotation, biological process: transmembrane transport; monoatomic anion transport. The record is from RefSeq and is a predicted model, not a curated record. The coding region runs from base 200 to 1774 and encodes 524 amino acids. Gene Ontology annotation, molecular function: transmembrane transporter activity. The transcript is spliced from 6 exons. NCBI's taxonomy places the organism in Eukaryota, Metazoa, Arthropoda, Insecta, Diptera, Drosophilidae.